AUGCCCACAGAAGAAAAACCAGACAACUACAUUCAGAAAAGGCUAGAUGCAUUGUCAGAUAUUGAUUUCAAGAUAGUGUCCCUUCUUGAAAACUUUUCGUCGUUUUUCGAAACCUAUUCCAACAAGGAUAAAGACCAAUUUAUAAAUGGAUCUAAACAAAUAUUCGACACAUUGGGUAAAGUAGCUAUAGACCUACGGAAGGAAGUGAAGCAUAUGGAUGACAACAUUGGAGUGUAUGAUAAAAAUAAAGAUGGUAUAAUGAUUCUCCCGAUAAAUGUUGAUCAAAAAAACGGUGAAUUAGGGAAGUUAAAGUUGAAUUCAGAGUUGAAGGAAUUGUCUGAGUUGCUAAACGAUGGGAACAAAGAACGUCCGGUCUCAGUGGAACAGGUAGUCGGUGCCGAUAGAGGAAAUACAGAAGAAGCGGAGGAAGAAGUACCUAACGCCAAUAAAGAUACUAUGAUAGAGGAUGGAAUAGAAGAUACAAGUCAAGACGUUAGCAUGGCCGACUAA
This is a messenger RNA of Lodderomyces parapsilosis, 510 nucleotides long. RefSeq names its product Med11p (gene MED11). The record is from RefSeq and is a predicted model, not a curated record. NCBI's taxonomy places the organism in Eukaryota, Fungi, Ascomycota, Pichiomycetes, Serinales, Debaryomycetaceae. Gene Ontology annotation, cellular component: mediator complex. The coding region runs from base 1 to 510 and encodes 169 amino acids. Gene Ontology annotation, molecular function: transcription coregulator activity. Gene Ontology annotation, biological process: regulation of transcription by RNA polymerase II. The transcript has a single exon.